AUGUCCGAUAUAUUGGAAGUUGUUGACAAUUUCAAUGCUAUGUCCGUCAAAGAUCCAUCUGAUGGUGAAGCAAACCUGAUGAUGGACCUCGUAAGAGCGAAGCACGACAUUUUUCAAGCUCAGAAGGCCCUCACAGAUUCAAUACUACAAGAACACGAGGUUUUGUCAAGCUUGUUGAGAUUCCAAGCUGAAACUGCAGGGAAGAGGUUGGAUGAUGUGGACCUUGGACUAGGAUAUAUGCGAGUUGUCUUCAAGAAGCAUGGUUGGACUCAUCACCCUCAGGCCCUUCUAUCCGGACAGGGAUGUCUGCAUGCCGACAACUUAGAAAAUGCACUGCAUCAUGACACACUGAUCCGGUACCUCCUCAAUGAGCUCUCCACAUACGAAAAUGACCACAGUGACACCCUCUGUCCAACGCAACGUGAGGCUGAUGCAUCUCUGCUUGGAGAGCACUUGCUCGUCAAGCCUGUGUGCAUCCAAGACCUGCAGUCAAUGCAGGAAUGCAUCUCAGCUGAUGUGGCAGGUUUGUGGAGUGACCUAUGCACCCUUGCAGCCACACUCUGCAAGGGACAGCUGACUCAUGCACCUGAGUCGCCCAGCCACACAAAUAUGUGCGACUUGGACACUCUGUACUCGCCAACUCUGCCAUCACACCCAGGCAACUCCUGCACCACAUAUCCACGCCUCAGUCCCCCCAAGGAACUGUUCUUGGCCCUGCCAUGCCCUGCUGUUCCCUCCUCCAUUCUCCCACAGCCCUCCACACUCACUCGAAUGGCAAACAGCCUGACCACUGGUUCACGCCUGCUACCCGAGAAGGGACUCAUCAUCCCUGAUAUCGUGAAACACUGGGCAGAUGGCGACCCUGAGCAUGGCUUGCUCAUUCCACUUCAAGAUUGGCUGCCUGAGUGGAUCCAUGGGAAGAACAAGAAUUUUUUCGCAAUGAAGUACCACCAGUGCUCGGUGAUCGCACUGGAGUUUCUCAACCGGUUUGACGGGCAUGAGCCUGCAUUUCUUGCCACAUAUCCAGAGGCCACUGAGGGCCACACAGCCUUGCUCUGCACAAUCAACUGUGUGAAGAGGGAGCGCGGGGAUAUCAUCCCUCGCAAGUGUGACCAUGCCAAUGAUCUUUAA
This is a messenger RNA of Suillus paluster, 1131 nucleotides long. RefSeq lists its product as uncharacterized. Bases 1 to 1131 code for a protein of 376 amino acids. The record is from RefSeq and is a predicted model, not a curated record. Lineage: Eukaryota; Fungi; Basidiomycota; Agaricomycetes; Boletales; Suillaceae. The transcript is spliced from 7 exons.